Messenger RNA from Raphanus sativus (radish), 698 nucleotides. RefSeq lists its product as uncharacterized. The transcript has 4 exons. Lineage: Eukaryota; Viridiplantae; Streptophyta; Magnoliopsida; Brassicales; Brassicaceae. Gene Ontology annotation, molecular function: zinc ion binding. The record is from RefSeq and is a predicted model, not a curated record. Bases 88 to 591 code for a protein of 167 amino acids.
UGUAAAGCACACUUGUUCAUUCUCAAGACCUUAAAAGUUAAAACCACCUGGGUCAGAAGGAGAUUCUUAAGAAGGGAGAAGAAGAAGAUGGUGAACUAUGUGCUUAAGAUAACAGCUGAUCUCGAGAAUCUCACUAAUCUCCAACCCUCCGGUGGAUGCGACGAUCCCAACUUCCCUUACCUCUUCAAGUUGAAAUGCGAACAAUGUGGAGAGGUGACUCAGAAAGAAACAUGUGUGACUUUGAACGAGACUUUUACUCCACCUGGAGGUAGGGGUACUUGUCAUCUUGUUCAGAAGUGCAAGUUCUGUGGAAGGGAAGGGAAUGUGACAAUGAUUCCUGGAAAAGGUCGUCCUUUAACUCUUGAAGAUUCUGAGGCUGGAGAGCAUGCCCCUCUUAUGGUGUUUGACUGUCGAGGCUAUGAACCCAUCGAUUUUGGAUUUGGUGGAUUUUGGAAAGCUGAAGCUGAAUCUGGAACCAAGUUUGAUGAGAUUGAUUUGUCGAGCGGAGAGGAGUUCACAGAGUACGAUGAGAAGGGCGAGUGCCCUGUUAUGAUAUCAAACUUCCGUGCAAGCUUCACCGUCACCAAGUAAAAGACUUCAGGGGUCCAUUGUUCUGUUUUCUGAUUCUCUACAAACUUUGUGUAUGUAAAAACUCAUUUACUCAGUUCUAAUAAAAGUUACCAUAUUCUGGAACUCAA